Molecule: messenger RNA, 1422 nt
Organism: Aphanomyces astaci
Lineage: Eukaryota; Oomycota; Saprolegniomycetes; Saprolegniales; Verrucalvaceae
Exons: 2
Coding region: 1-1422 (473 amino acids)
Molecular function (GO): nucleic acid binding
Source: RefSeq, a predicted model, not a curated record
AUGGAUGGUACAUGCCGGGUACAAGUUCAGCUCGUGGAAGAUGUCGAUGGCCAUGAGCGACAAGAUGUUGCGGAAUACCGAAAGGUUUUCUGCUCGACAUCGCUGAGUCUUAGCGAGCGGAUGGCGUCAUUUUCGGGGGAGGCCAUGGACAUAUUGGAGUUUCCCAAUGACGUCUCACAGGAGCAGGUUGUGUGGAUGACUCACGACGAAUCCAUCUUCUACGCCAACGACGACGGGGGAAUGGUUUGGACGAAUACGGCCCACCUGGAUCUCCCCAAAAAGGGACGUGGGCGCUCAAUAAUGGUGUCUGACUUUGUUUGCCCAUGUCAUGACCGCCUCUUUAUGCUGGGAGACUCUGAACCAUUGUUUAUCACAGAGGAUCUGCAUGUUGGCAAGGCCCAGGAGGGCUACUGGACCAGUGAGCAUGUGAUCAAGCAGGUAACGCAAAGGGUUCUUCCUGCGUGUGCGGCUUUGCACCCCGGAUGCGCCGCGUUGUUCACGUUUGACCAAUCAACCAAUCACGCAUCUUACGCUGCCGAUGCUCUCCGAACAUCCAGCAUGAAUCUCAAUCCGGGGGGCAAGCAGCCAAGGCUCCGUGAUGGUUGGUAUGGCUCUUCGCAGAUUGAUCAAGCAAUUACAUUCCCAGAAGACCAUCCUGACCAGUCUUUGCGUGGGCUCACCAAAGGAGUCAAGAGUGUGUUGGUUGAACGCGGAGCAUGGGAUAAUGUCAUGCUACUGACGUGCGGAAAUGUGGUGUCGAUGCCACCCUUCCCUGAGCUGCUACGAUACUGUGCUCGACACUGCCUUGCAUCUCAUGCUGACUUUCGAUCACAGAAUUCGAUCCUGGAGGAGGCUGCUGGUCAUGUGUGCUUGUUCUUCCCCAAGUACCACUGCGAACUCAACCCCAUCGAGUCGUAUUGGGGUGCGGCAAAGCGCCACGCACGAUCCAACUGCGACUACUCGUGGAAUGGGCUCGUUCAAUGCGUUCCGCGAAGCCUUGAAAGUGUUUCCCUGGUCUCGAUUCGGAAAUUCUUCCAUCGGUGUUCACACCUCAUCCAAGCCUACAGCUACGGCCUUGAGUACAACAUGUCCAAGUGUGCCCACAAGCAGUACAAGUGCCACCGACGCAUCCCACAAGUUGCGAGCGGUACCCCGAUCCGACAGCAACCGAUCGGGUGUGCCAUAUCUGCACAAGACCUCGUCCACGAAUACGCGCACAAACGUCGCCGACAUCAGAUCAGGCACAGCGAACGCCUCGGGCUAUCGCGUGAAGUUCAAGACGAACUUACUCGCAUCCACAACCACCAUGCUGGCAACAGUUAUGCAUGUACCACCGGUAAUACACUUCGGAAUGAGUGUCAGCGGCCGGAGGGGUGUAUUGUACGAAUCUGUGCGCGGAAAACUGGUAAUGUGCCGUCAUGA